Hibiscus syriacus is the source of this 5858-nucleotide messenger RNA. RefSeq names its product callose synthase 5-like. Gene Ontology annotation, biological process: (1->3)-beta-D-glucan biosynthetic process. Gene Ontology annotation, cellular component: 1,3-beta-D-glucan synthase complex; plasma membrane. The record is from RefSeq and is a predicted model, not a curated record. NCBI's taxonomy places the organism in Eukaryota, Viridiplantae, Streptophyta, Magnoliopsida, Malvales, Malvaceae. The transcript is spliced from 36 exons. Gene Ontology annotation, molecular function: 1,3-beta-D-glucan synthase activity. Bases 35 to 5794 code for a protein of 1919 amino acids.
GCAGUAGAGAGCUGAGAAAGCUUUAUUUUAUGUGAUGACGAAUACCGAAACAAGUACAGGCCCGCAAGGGCUGUCGCGAAGACCAUCGAGGAGCGCCGCGACCACGACGUUCUCGACCGAGGUGUUCGACAACGAGGUCGUACCUUCCUCGCUUAGUUCGAUCGCACCCAUCCUCCGCAUUGCCAAAGAGAUCGAACCCGAACGCCCUCGUGUUGCCUAUCUCUGUCGAUUCUAUGCCUUUGAGAAAGCACACAGAUUGGAUCCCAACUCCUCCGGACGUGGUGUUAGGCAGUUCAAGACUGGUCUACUGCAAAGGCUUGAGAGGGACAAUGCAUCCAGUCUUGCCUCUCGGGUUAAAAAGACCGAUGCGGCAGAAAUCGGGAGCUAUUAUAAACGAUACUAUGAACACUAUGUUAGAGCUCUGGACCAGGGAGAUCAGGCAGACAGAGCUCAGCUGGGGAAAGCUUACCAAACGGCUGGAGUGCUUUUCGAAGUCCUUUGUGCAGUUAAUAAAACCGAGAAAGUCGAGGAAGUUGCUCCCGAGAUUAUGGCAGCAGCUAAAGAUGUCCAAGAAAAGAAGGAUAUCUACACUCCCUACAACAUUCUUCCUUUGGAUGCUGCCGGGGCUUCUCAGUCCAUCAUGCAGCUUGAGGAGGUUAAGGCUUCUGUGGCUGCACUUGGGAAUGUUCGUGGCUUGAACUGGCCUUCCGGAUUCGAGCCACAUAGGCAGAAAACCGGAGACUUGGACCUUCUGGAUUGGUUAAGGGCUAUGUUUGGAUUCCAGAGGGACAAUGUCAGGAACCAGAGGGAGCACUUGAUUUUGCUGCUUGCCAAUAAUCAUAUUAGACUCCACCCCAAACCUGAACCUCUUAAUAAGCUCGAUGAACGAGCAGUCGACACUGUUAUGAGCAAGCUUUUCAAGAAUUACAAAACAUGGUGUAAAUUCUUGGGACGUAAACAUAGUUUAAGGCUACCUCAAGGCUCUCAAGAAAUACAACAGAGGAAGAUACUAUAUAUGGGAUUAUAUCUUCUCAUCUGGGGUGAAGCAGCUAAUGUUCGAUACAUGCCGGAAUGUCUAUGCUACAUCUUUCAUAACAUGGCAUAUGAGCUCCAUGGCCUGUUGGCUGGAAAUGUUAGCAUAGUGACUGGGGAAAACAUCAAGCCCUCGUAUGGUGGCGACGACGAGGCAUUCUUGCGGAAGGUUAUAACACCCAUUUACUGUGUGGUUGCAAAGGAAGCUGAAAAGAACAAAAACGGAACGGCUUCACAUGCAGACUGGUGUAAUUACGAUGAUCUGAAUGAGUAUUUCUGGUCUUCCGAUUGCUUCUCUCUCGGAUGGCCUAUGCGCGACGAUGGUGACUUUUUCAAAUCAACCCGUGACAUGGGAAAGAAGAGUUGUGGAAGAAGUGGAAGCACUGGCAAAUCAAACUUUGUAGAGAUUAGAUCAUUUUGGCACCUCUUUCGAAGUUGGGAUCGACUCUGGACAUUUUAUAUUCUCGGUUUACAGGUAAUGAUCAUCAUUGCGUGGAGUGGGGCUCCGGUAGAAAAAAUCUUCGAAAAGGAAUUACUGUAUGAUAUAUCCAGCAUUUUUAUCACUGCGGCCAUUCUGCGUUUACUUCAGAGUAUUUUGGAUCUUGCACUCAACUUCCCAGGAUAUCAUAGGUGGAAAUUCACUGACGUGUUGAGAAACGUUCUCAAGAUAAUUGUGAGCAUUGCAUGGGUGAUCAUUCUUCCUCUGUUCUAUGUGCAAGAAUUCGCUUUCGUCCCGAAGAACGUUAAGAACAUGCUAUCACUUAUCAAACAAGUAGAGGGAAUCAAUCCUCUAUACGUUAUGGCUUGUGGACUGUACUUGGUCCCAAAUGUACUGGCUGCUGUUCUUUUCAUCUUUCCAAUGCUCCGGCGUUGGAUUGAAAACUCAGAUUGGCACAUUAUUAGGUUACUGAUGUGGUGGGCACAGCCAAGAGUUUAUGUUGGGAGGGGAAUGCAUGAAAGUCAGUUUGCACUUAUAAAGUAUACUCUUUUCUGGUCUUUCCUAUUGUGUUCCAAGUUUGCGUUCAGCUUUUUUGUCCAGAUCAAACCAUUGGUGCUGCCGACGAAAGACAUAAUGAGCAUUCGUCGUGUUAAAUAUAAAUGGCAUGAACUCUUCCCUAAUGUUCAAAACCACAUAGGAGCUGUUGCAUCACUUUGGGCACCAGUACUAUUGGUUUAUUUUAUGGACACUCAAAUUUGGUAUUCUAUUUUCUCAACCAUAUCUGGUGGUGUUAGUGGAGCUUUUGAUCGCCUUGGAGAGAUAAGAACCUUGGGGAUGCUAAGAUCACGGUUCCAGUCCUUGCCUGGUGCCUUUAAUGCAUACUUGGUACCUACCGAAAAAUCGCAGAAGAGAGGAUUCUCUUUAUCGAAGCGAUUUGCUGAGGUAACUGCAAACAAAAGAAGUGAAGCUGCAAAGUUUGCUCAGCUAUGGAAUGAAGUGAUUUGUAGCUUUCGUGAAGAAGACUUAAUUAGUGACGGGGAGAUGGACCUUUUACUCGUUCCUUAUACUUCAGAUCCUAGCCUGAAACUGAUUCAGUGGCCACCGUUUUUGCUGGCAAGCAAGAUACCAAUUGCAUUGGACAUGGCAGUUCAGUUCCGAUCUAAAGACUCCGACCUCUGGAAACGCAUAUGUGCCGAUGAAUACCUGAAGUGUGCUGUGAUUGAAUGCUACGAGUCGUUCAAAAUUGUCCUGAACACUCUGGUGGUUGGAGAGAAUGAGAAAAGGACCAUUCGAAUCAUCGUCAAAGAAAUCGAGAGUAACAUUUCAAAGAACACUCUCCUCUCGAAUUUCAGAAUGGCUCCUUUAUCUGUUCUUGUCAAGAAAUUUGUGGAGCUUGUCACAAUCUUGAAAGAUGGUGAUCCAUCCAAAAAGGAUUCUGUUGUUUUCUUGCUGCAAGAUAUGCUUGAAGUAGUUACCAGUGAUAUGAUGGUGAAUGAGAUACGUGAACUAGUAGAGCUCGGACAAAGUAACAAGGAAUCGGGAAGGCAACUCUUUGCCGGUACCGACGAAAAACCGGCUAUAGCGUUCCCUCCUGUGCUAACUGCACAUUGGGAAGAACAGAUACGACGUCUUCAUAUCCUCCUGACAGUCAAAGAAUCCGGCACCGAUAUACCAACAAACCUUGAGGCACGUAGAAGGAUUGCCUUCUUUGCGAAUUCAUUGUUUAUGGAUAUGCCACGAGCUCCUCGAGUUCGUAACAUGCUCUCGUUCAGUGUCCUGACCCCAUACUAUAGUGAAGAAACUGUUUAUUCGAAAAGUGAUCUCGAGAUGGAAAACGAGGAUGGUGUAUCGAUUAUAUUCUACCUGCAGAAAAUCUAUCCAGAUGAGUGGAACAACUUCGUCGAGCGUCUCAAUUGUAAGGAGAACGAGAUAUGGGAAAAUGAUGAAAAGAUCUUGCAGCUACGCCACUGGGUAUCCUUAAGAGGACAAACUCUGUGUAGGACAGUUAGAGGGAUGAUGUAUUACAGACGAGCUCUGAAAGUUCAGGCUUUCCUCGACAUGGCUACCGAAAACGAAAUAUUAGAAGGAUACAAAGCGAUCUUAACUCCAUCCGACGAAGAUAAGAAAAGCCAGAGAUCCCUGUAUGCUCAGUUGGAGGCAGUGGCUGACUUGAAAUUCACUUAUGUUGCUACCUGUCAAAACUAUGGAAAUCAGAAACGAAAUGGAGACCGUCGUGCAACCGACAUCCUGAACUUGAUGAUCAAUAAUACCUCUCUUCGUGUGGCUUAUAUCGACGAUGUUGAAGAAAGGGAUGGCACUGGAAGAUCUCAGAAAGUUUACUAUUCUGUACUGGUUAAAGGUGUUGAUAAUCUUGACCAGGAAAUCUAUCGGAUAAAGUUGCCCGGAAAUGCAAAGUUAGGCGAAGGAAAACCUGAAAAUCAGAAUCAUGCUUUAGUUUUUACUCGCGGAGAAGCUCUUCAAACCAUUGAUAUGAAUCAGGACAAUUACUUGGAAGAAGCAUUCAAAAUGCGUAAUCUUUUGGAAGAAUUCAACGAGGAUCAUGGAGUACGACCUCCUACAAUUUUAGGAGUUCGUGAGCAUAUCUUUACGGGAAGUGUCUCAUCCCUGGCUUGGUUCAUGUCAAAUCAAGAAACGAGCUUCGUUACCAUCGGUCAAAGAGUUCUUGCAAGACCACUCAAGGUCCGUUUCCAUUACGGUCACCCGGAUGUGUUCGAUAGGAUCUUCCACAUAACCCGUGGAGGCAUCAGCAAGGGUUCUCGUGGCAUCAACUUGAGCGAGGACAUCUUUGCAGGCUUUAACUCGACCCUGAGACGAGGUAACAUUACUCAUCAUGAGUAUAUUCAAGUCGGGAAAGGUAGGGAUGUCGGGUUAAACCAAAUCUCUCUUUUCGAAGCCAAAGUGGCUUGUGGUAACGGGGAACAGACACUCAGCAGAGAUAUCUACCGACUAGGCCAUCGCUUCGACUUCUUCCGCAUGUUGUCAUGCUACUUCACAACGAUUGGAUUUUAUUUCAGCUCUAUGUUGAUUGUGUUUACAGUGUACCUUUUCUUGUACGGAAGGCUUUAUUUGGCAUUAAGCGGUUUAGAGGAGGCGAUAUAUAAGUUUGCUUCGGCUAGGGGUAAUAAUUCUCUGAAGGCUGCAUUGGCUUCACAGUCUAUAGUUCAAUUAGGCGUGUUAACGGUACUGCCCAUGGUGAUGGAGAUCGGAUUGGAAAGAGGAUUUCGAACAGCAUUAGGCGACAUCAUAAUCAUGCAGCUUCAGUUGGCAUCUGUGUUCUUCACUUUCUCCCUCGGAACGAGAGCACAUUACUUCGGGCGCACUAUCCUGCACGGUGGGGCUAAAUACAGAGCGACAGGCCGUGGCUUUGUGGUCCGGCACGAGAAAUUCGCAGAGAACUACCGCUUGUACUCAAGGAGCCACUUUGUAAAAGGGAUGGAGCUAAUGGUGUUGCUUAUAUGUUAUAGGAUCUAUGGUUCCUCAGCAACUGAUGCAGUCUCUUAUGGACUCCUAUCAUUCUCCAUGUGGUUCUUGGUUUUAUCCUGGCUGUUUGCUCCUUUCCUUUUGAACCCGUCGGGAUUCGAAUGGCAGAAAAUAGUAGAAGAUUGGGAAGAUUGGUCAAAGUGGAUUAGCUGCAGAGGUGGCAUCGGAGUUUCAUCGGUUAAGAGCUGGGAAUCUUGGUGGGAUGAAGAACAGGAGCACCUGCGACACACCGGGCUCAUGGGACGUCUCAUAGAGAUCAUUCUUUCGCUUCGCUUCUUCAUUUACCAGUAUGGAAUUGUGUAUCAUCUAAACAUGACCACCAGCAGCAGGAAAGGUAUUCGGUUGAGCAUCGCGGUUUAUGGUCUUUCCUGGCUGGUCAUUGUAGCCGUGUUGGUUAUUCUAAAGAUCGUAUCGAUGGGGCGAAUGAAGUUCAGCGCGGAUUUCCAGCUGAUGUUCAGACUCCUUAAACUACUAAUGUUCAUCGGGUGCAUAGCGACCAUCACAAUGCUGUUCUAUUUCCUCGAUCUCACCGUGUCGGACAUCUUCCAGAGCUUACUAGCGUUUAUACCGACGGGGUGGGCGCUUCUGCAGAUAUCGCAAGCCUGCCGGACAUUGGUGAAGGGAAUCGGAAUGUGGGGAUCGGUGAAGGCACUGGCGAGAGGGUACGAAUACAUGAUGGGAGUGUUGCUGUUCGCACCGAUAGCCAUAUUGGCAUGGUUCCCGUUUGUAUCGGAAUUCCAGACCAGGCUGCUGUUCAACCAAGCCUUCAGCAGAGGCCUUCAAAUUCAACGUAUUCUGGCUGGUAGCAAGAAGCAUGCCUAAAAUAAAACCAAAUCACGUACCUGAUCAAGUGAAGGUGCAUUGAAGAAGAUGCCACUAGGAUGAA